AUGCCGUCAGUGGACGCUACAAGGCAGCACGUGGAGGACAUCGAGCGUCUUAUCAAGUGUCGCCUGCGGUCGGAGGUCCACGCCCGCAAAGCAGUCGAAAGUGCCAUGAAGCGCGCAGUGCUCGAAGUCCGUCAGCUAAAGAAGGAACUGAUGGUACUGCGCCAGGAGAACGAGGAGCUACGUGCUGCUGUUGAGACGAAGCCGAACAAUGGUGGUGGGAAGGAAUCACCCAUCGAAUUGAAGAACGACCAGAUCCAAAGACUCACGGCACGAAACAAGCAGCUCGAGUCCAGUGUGCUCGAGCUUCAGCAGCAAGUCGCAGGCCUCGAGCCACAGAGCACCACCACGAUCGACCAGUCAACUGCCUUAGCCGAGAAAGACCGGGACAUCGCGGCCCUGGAGGACGAACUCGCAAAAAUCAAACUUGUAGCCGACGAAACCAAGCGCAAGUGCCAAAACAUGCUCAAGGAGAAGAGGGAUGAAGCGCAGCGAGCCCUCCACGAGAACGAGCAACUAGCGCGCUGCGCGAAAACGCUCCAGAGCCAACUGGCGCUGCUGCCGCAGCUUAAGAAACAACUGGAACUCGCAAAGGAGAAACGCGCUGACAUGGCUGGGGCGUGGCAGAAGAAGCUCGAGCAACGUGACCAGGAAUUUCUGCGGGAAGAAGAGGCGAGCAAGCAGAAGCUGGCCGAGAGCGCCUUCCAGAUCUCAGAGCUCACCGAAGAAAAGCUCGAGCUCCAGGAGAGAUUGAACGAGCUGGAAGUCAAGCUUCGUCAAUUUGAGAGCAGCCACAAGAGCGAGCUAUCACAGGAAUCUCAGCGUACGGGUGAGCUCGAGACCAGCGUAAACCAGUGGCAGGAAAGAAUUGUUGCAAACGUAGCGGAGCCGACUGAAGUUCUGGCGCGAGAGACGCAAGAACAGGAGACUCAACUACGGCUCACUGACGAUGUGGCUGGUGCAAUGGAGGUUCAGGAUGGCCACGACUUGAUGCAGGCUCGAGAGGCUCCGAAAGCUCUUCCAUGUUCAGUAGAUAGGAUGGAGCUCAGCAGCAAUAACGAGGAUGACAGGGACCCGUAG
Phytophthora sojae is the source of this 1077-nucleotide messenger RNA. RefSeq lists its product as hypothetical. Bases 1 to 1077 code for a protein of 358 amino acids. The transcript has 2 exons. The record is from RefSeq and is a predicted model, not a curated record. NCBI's taxonomy places the organism in Eukaryota, Oomycota, Peronosporomycetes, Peronosporales, Peronosporaceae.